UGUUUAUUUUGUAUCAAUAAUUUUUUUUCUGUUUAAUUUCCUCAAGGGUUUAAUUAAUUCUUAAAAACUUUAUUCUCCUUCUUGUUACGUAAUUUAUACUAUAAUAAAGUUUUACUAGUAUGCUAGUUAUUUAUUCGUGAUGCCUUUUGAUUGAACUAAAUAUCCUAUUCAGAGGAUGAUUACUCUUUUAAUAGAGAUCUAUCUUUUUGUAAAUGUUUGCUAUUAGAAAUGGCAAAUGCAUAUUGGCCUCAAACAUCAACUAACUUUAUAGCUUCAGAAAUCGAGAAGACAGAUGUUUAUCGAAAGCUCUUAAUGAGUCUUCAGGAACUUAUUUUGGAUCCUGAAAUAUCCAGUGAUGUUUUAGAAGAUCAUAUGAGAAAACUUAUUUUAGAUUCAGGUUAUAAACAAAAAUUGCGUAAUUUAGUUUAUCAACAUAUUGUAAAAAAUCCUAGUCUGCGUUCUAAGGUGCCUCAAAAGAAAGAACCACUUGAAUAUAUCAAGAAAGCACAAGAAAAUUGGGAGCAUAGGAUUACUAAAAGCCUUAAUAAUAUGUCCAAUGAGCUAAGCAUGGUCUUUUCUCGAAAGCGUCCAGUUUCUGAACAGAUUGAGUUUGAAGCUAAGUGGUCCGAACUUGGGUCAGAAGACAUGGAUUUAAGCAGAUUUCGUCCUGUGUAUUCUCCUAAAGAUUUUCUAGAGGUUUUAACAAAUGUAAAGUGUCCAAAUGUAUCUGCCAAUACUCCAGAUCCAGGACCAUCUACAUAUUGGGGCCUUAUAAAAGUUCCUUUGAAUGUAAAAAGUUUUUACCAAUUACGUUUGCAAUUUGAAGAGUUAUCAGGUAAUAUUGAUCAUCUAGGUCUUAACAUUUUGCCUUUUUCAAAUUCUGAUUAUUCCAAGAAAUGUUUGAAAGAUAGAGUUGCUCUAGGAAAGCGUGUUCUUGAAGCAAAUCAUGUUGCAGUUGCUCGUGAAUAUUGCAAAAAAGGAUGCCCUGAUACUUUAAGAGCUGCUCUGUGGUCACUCAUUUUGGGUGUAGACAUAUCUGGUGCUCAUAAACUUAACUUCAAGCAUUUGAAGUCUUGCGUAUUUCAGCAUGAUCUAUUGAUUGAUAAAUUAAUUUUUAAGGACAUACACUUGACAGCCUCUAACGAUGAUCAAUACUUUGUGUUUGAAGACCUCUUGUAUCAAAUACUCCUUGUGUUUUCUCGAGACACAUCUGUUCAAUCACAUUUUGAAAUUAGCUCGGCUAAUCCAGUGAAAGGAAACUUGCGAGGUACACACACUAAUGUUGUCUAUCCUCCUAAUGGUGUGAUUCCCUUUCAUGGAUUUUCCAUGUAUGUUGCUCCUCUUUGUUAUAUCUAUGAAGAUCCCAUAACCCUUUACCACAUAUUCCGUGAACUUUAUGUGCGGUAUUUCUUUCGGCUGCAUAACCUCUCCUCUCACCCUCAGGGUGUUUUGUCACUUGCGCUGUCCUUUGAAACUUUGCUUGAUGAGGUGGAACCUCAAUUGGCUUACCAUUUCUCUGUUCAUGACAUUUAUCCUUUGAAAAUAGCUGUAAAAUGGAUUAUUAAGGCUUUUUCGGGGUGUCUUGCUACUGACCAGAUUUUGCAGUUGUGGGAUUGUAUGUUGGCUUAUGAUUCAACUGAAAUAAUUGUUGUUUUAGCUGUUGGUAUAAUGUCUCUAAGGAAGUCUAUUUUAUUACAAGCUGAGAAUCAAGCAACAGUGGAGAAUAUUCUCGCAGAUAUAUCUGCUGUUAAAGUUAUUCCCAUUCUUCAUGGAAUGUUAAACAACAGCCACCAUCACUCUAGUUACGUUUACAGUGCUGCUUCAUCACGAUGAGUUUGAUUUGAGAGAUACAAAUAUAUUGUAUUUUCUCAAUGCUUACAGUGUCUUUCUGCUUAUACUUAAUUUAUUUUUAUAAAUAAUAAACUAUAUUUUUAGCUUCGA
Parasteatoda tepidariorum (common house spider) is the source of this 1941-nucleotide messenger RNA. Its product is annotated as TBC1 domain family member 19. Lineage: Eukaryota; Metazoa; Arthropoda; Arachnida; Araneae; Theridiidae. The record is from RefSeq and is a predicted model, not a curated record.